AUGGAUGAGGUAUUGGGUCAAACUUUUGUUGAUGGGAUAGAUGAUGCAUCAUCAAAGAUGAAUCUUGAUUCAGCUUGUGGGGGUAGUUGCAUGGCUAGACCGUACAGUGAAAUCCAACUCUUGCUAAAUAACGUCACUUCUAAUGAUCAUAAUUGGCAAGGUGAUGGUGAUUCUCGAAGGGCAAUUAAACAGAAAGCAGUCGGGUUGAUUGAGCUUGAUGACUUUUCAGCCAUGAGAGCCGAUAUAGCAAAAUUGGCAAAUCAGAUGAAUAGAAUGACAAUGCAACAAACACAGUCGAUGCAACAUGAAGUGCCAAAGAAGAGAAAAGACAAGCCAAUACCUGAGGGGGAGUUGAUUCCUAAGGCGACACGUGAAUCAAAGAAAAAGGAUGCAACUUCAGAGCCAGUGGAGGCUGCAAGACCACCACCACCUUUCCCUCAGAGAUUGCAGAAAAAGAAUGAUGAUCACAUGUUCAGCAAAAAUCUUUCUAUGUUGAGCCAGGUUCAAUUAAAUAUUCCACUGGUGGAUGUACUUCGUGAAAUUCCAAAGUAUGCUAAGUACACAAAAGAUAUAGUAGCUCACAAGAGAAGAUUGACUGAAUUUGAGACAAUUGCACUUACUGAGGAGUGCACUUCAAGAGUCCAAAACAAGCUCCCUCAAAAGCUUAAGGAUCCUGGUAGCUUCAUCAUCCCUGUGCGAAUUGGUAAUAUUGGUGUGGGCCGUGCUCUUUGCGAUUUGGGGGCGAGCAUAAAUCUGAUGCCCUUAUCCUUGUUCAAGCAAUUGGGUCUGGGAGCUCCAAGACCAACUACUGUGAUGCCACAGCUGGCUGAUAGGUCUAUAGCACACCCUGAGGGAGUGAUUGAAGAUGUAUUGCUGUAA
This is a messenger RNA of Nicotiana attenuata, 879 nucleotides long. RefSeq lists its product as uncharacterized. NCBI's taxonomy places the organism in Eukaryota, Viridiplantae, Streptophyta, Magnoliopsida, Solanales, Solanaceae. The record is from RefSeq and is a predicted model, not a curated record. The transcript has 2 exons. Bases 1 to 879 code for a protein of 292 amino acids.